AUGGAUAUGUCGACAGAUGAUGAAUUCCUGAGCCAGGAGCAGCGAGACCAAUUGUUUCGUGGAAUAUUUCCUACUGACUAUUCUGGCGAAGUGAUCUCGAUUAAGACUAACAGGGCAGAAUACAACAGACUCUUUGAAGCUUUUGAAAAUUCAACAAACAAGUUUGUCUUCCUUUUCCUACUAUCAUUUUGUACUGAUGCUUACUGUGAAAUAUAUAGGAGGAGUCAAUCCGCUAUUCUGAGAUUUGAUAAAACAUUUCACACCACUUCUAUCCAGCUACGACAGGUCUCCAUCCACGAAUGUGUUAUCAGUAAUGUUUCAGCUCAGCUACGAAACCUUAUACCACCGCACCCUAGACGAUUCUCCUUUAUGAAAAAUACGGAAAUUGAUGAUUACCUACCUGACCCCGACCUACAGAUGGUGUGGCGCUCAAAUAUGGGUGUUAUCCCAGUUCUUGCAAUGGAAAACAUUGAGAUAUGUAAAGCUAUGAUGCAAGCGAGCACCGAUAAACCUGAGCUACUUAUUGAUCAAUACUGCGCCGGACGAGAAUUGUUCAGUCCUGUGGUUCUAUACGGAAUUCAAUGGGUAGGAGAAUUGACUGCUGCAGUCCAAGUGUUUGGGAAGGACUCUGUGACUGGGGAAGUAGUUGCAAGGACCCCGAGAGUGCCUGCAAAGGGGAUCAAGCAGUCAGGGGCACCCCUCUACGAAGCGUACCCCAGCCUCAAUACCAAAUUCUCAGACUGCGUGGACUCAGACGAUGAAGCUUACAAUGUCGACUUAUCUCUAACGUGGGAUGACAUCCGAGAUGAUCUCGAUAUAGCGAAACGCAUGCUAGCUCGGAAAAGAUGCUCCGCCGCCGUUUCCCGACUGAAAAAAGAAGGAAAAAUUUGA
Molecule: messenger RNA, 891 nt
Organism: Trichophyton verrucosum HKI 0517
Lineage: Eukaryota; Fungi; Ascomycota; Eurotiomycetes; Onygenales; Arthrodermataceae
Exons: 3
Coding region: 1-891 (296 amino acids)
Source: RefSeq, a predicted model, not a curated record